Messenger RNA from Daphnia pulicaria, 5585 nucleotides. RefSeq names its product vascular endothelial growth factor receptor kdr-like. The coding region runs from base 618 to 5057 and encodes 1479 amino acids. Gene Ontology annotation, cellular component: signaling receptor complex. NCBI's taxonomy places the organism in Eukaryota, Metazoa, Arthropoda, Branchiopoda, Diplostraca, Daphniidae. The transcript has 23 exons. Gene Ontology annotation, biological process: protein phosphorylation; cell surface receptor protein tyrosine kinase signaling pathway; multicellular organism development. Gene Ontology annotation, molecular function: ATP binding; transmembrane receptor protein tyrosine kinase activity. The record is from RefSeq and is a predicted model, not a curated record.
UCAACAGGCAGCAGCAGCAGCAGUUUGAGACUCGUGAGAUUUUCUAGUGUGAACUAUUCCGCGUUUGCGCCGUUUUUUCACGAACUGUAUCAUUUUUUAAAAACUUGUUUUUCGGCGGUUGUGACCUUAAAACUCUUGCGUCCUUAUCAGCGAUUCGAGUUCGACUUGUUAAAAACAAAUUCUACGUUGUUGUGGUGUGCGGGGACUGUGCGCAGUUGAAUCAAAACGACCUGAGCGAUCGUGAUGUUUGGUGACUAAAAGGGUGUGUCGAAUUGUGUCACAUCAACCAUUGUUAUUGAGUCUGCGGUGCUGUAUAGUGUCAGAUUUGUUUCCGUGCAUUUCGACAUGAGGCGAUGACGUCAAAGCCGUGCUCACCUUCCACAUAGAACCAGAGGGAAAAGGGAGAGCCAGAGCCGAGUGUUUUUUGGGGAAAACAAAACUGCCCUUAAGCAAAAGAGAAAUUUUCAUUUUCUCUUUUGCGUUAUAGUGACAUGACCAUCAAUUGACGUGCGAGUUGCUUAAAGAAAAAAAAAACUUUUAAAAUCGGCGUUUCGCUUUGGUGCCACUGUUUUGGACCAACGGCGAACGUGACCCUGCAAAUAAGUAGUGAGAAUCUCAUGUCGCAUGACGGUGAAAUGUUUGUUCAACGAAACUUUCGUCAUUCAAUUCUGGUAGCCGUUCUUGCCUUGGCCGGCUUAGUCGUGUCAGAGUUUCCGGCUCCUCGACUGCUCCCGCCUGGUGAUGAACAGAUCUAUCAAAGUGGCGGCACUUUUCGACUGACGUGCGAAGCUCCCAGGCCUGUAGAAUGGAAAUUACCAGUCUUAUCGCCUCAUUUGGAAACGAGUUCCCAUGACGGAACUAAUGUCACCGAAGAAAUUAUCUCCCCAGCAACGGAUGGUUAUGAAUAUCGCUCUUCGUUAGAAAUCAAAAGCGCAUCAAUCUUGAAUACGGGAUAUUACAUCUGUCAUUACAAAGGAAAUGCCAACAUAGAUGAUCCGCUACUGGCGGUAAAAACUUACGUUUACGUUGAAGAUGAAACAUUUUUGAUUGUUAACGUUGGAGAUGAGGGAAUUGUCACCGUUGUAGCCCACCAGUCCAGCCGGGAAGUUAUUCCGUGCAAACCUACCAGUCCCAAGGUGGAACUAACACUUUUUGAUCCCAAUGGAUUGGAGAUUAACCCACAGACAGAUCCUGAUUUAUGGUCCUACAAUCCGCACGAAGGAUUCAUCGUCAGUGAGGUGGCGGUGGAUAUGUCCGGCAUGUAUCAAUGCACAGCUGUGUACAGGCGAAACGGAGCCAGUUUUCCCUCGCAUGAAACGAUUACUUACGUUGUAUCGGUUCAACCUGCAACAGCUGGAGCUCCAAAACCGCACAUCAACGAUGCAUUUGCCAGCAAAAUUGCUCUUCAUGAUAAUUUCCAACUCAAUUGCUCGGCUUCUUACGAUCCCGGAGUAACCAUCGACCUUAAAUGGUUCGUACCGCAUCGUGAUGGAAUUGACGGCCAUCGCAUUCGUACCGGCAAACUGUCCGUUAACAAGGGCAUUGUAGGAGGAAUGGAGCAACAAAUCGCCCAUCAAGUGCUGAAUGUCGCCAACGCUACCGAAGAGGAUGAAGGUUAUUACGAGUGUCAAACUAUCGACCACACCGGUAAAUUUGAAUUGACCAAGGUUUUCAUCAAAAUUCACGGUGAGGACGUGUCGUACGUUAACAUCUCCGAUUUUGGACUCCAGUCGAAUUUGGAACAGCCGGCCAAUCAGACCAUCAAAUGGGUCGUAUUUUACGAAGCCUAUCCCAAGCCGCAAAUCACCUGGUCAAAAGGCAGCCGCGAAAACAUCAUUCGAAACACAAGUUCGAAAUACGUUAUCAAAGACGAAUUGAAGAGAACAGUUUUAGAGAUUAAGGAGAUUGGACUGGCUGAUAGCGGUCAAUAUUUGCUUACCGUGCGCACAAACAGGGUGGAAGAUACGCGUAACUUUACCCUUCGUGUCAAAGACAAACCAAUGGUGAAGGCUCACUCCGAUUCACAAAAAUCGAUCCACUUAAAUGAGCGGUUCUAUUUGGGCUGCCAGAUUACAGCUUACCCAGAGGCUACGAUCGAACUUUUCUUUCGGGAAUGUCUCCCCCAAAGGCCGUGCUCGGAAAAUUGGAAACCCCUUUCAUUAAAUCAAACCUCUGGAUCAGAUAAAAAUUCGGUGAACGAAGAAAACGUAAAAGUCACGAAGGUUGACUUUCAGACGAAAAAGGUGGCUGUAGUAGGACGAGCUCGGGUGGCAGGUCAAUACCGAUGUUUUGCGCGCAAUAGCCUGGGAAGCACAGGAAGCCCAGAAGAGAAGGGGACUUAUGUCCAAAUAUUUGUCAGCGAUUUAUCGAGUGACAAUCCGAACGGAACGGAAUUUAUCAAAUCCCACCCGAAUAACCCAGUAGCCGGCGAGAAAUUCAAUUUGACGUGCGGCGUUUUAUUGCAGAAAUUCAAGCAGCAGAUUUCCUGGUCGUGGACAGAUUCUAGUGGGAAAACGUCCGUAAUUAAUAAUUCCCAGAAACCCCCAGGUGGUGAACUAUCAAAUAAGUUGAACAAAUACUCUUACGUCGAGGCGCUAAUGUGGCAGAACAUAUCGAAAGCCGCCACUGGAACGUACAGUUGUCAAACCACUUCAUUGGAGAACGAUUCGUUCAACACUUCAAUUGCUUUUCAAAUUAUAUCUGGCCAAUCUCCGCGUAUCCACAACGCUUCUAAUUCGGAAGUAUCAAUCGAUCAGUUUACCGAAUUAUAUCUUUUUUGCUAUGCUGAGGGCCUACCGAUCCCAAAAGCUGAAUGGAUUAAGGACUACGGAACUGUUAUAACGGAAGGAGUGUCAGAAACGACGUCUGGUUCAUCACUGUACAUUCGAUACGCCAAUAUAAGCCAUGCUGGCUCGUAUACCUGCCGUUUUAAGAGCAUCAAAGGCGAAGAUGAACGCACGAUGUUAGUGGAAGUUCGUGAAAAACCCAUUCACGCCGGAAUCUAUGUCGCAAUAGCCGUUGUCAUUGCGAUCGUAUUGGUGUUGAUCGUCGUUUUGGCCAGGAGAAUCCACCAGGACAAAAAACGCAAAGAAUUCUUCCGGGCGAAUCAACUGGACAUCUUUGACAAAGGGAAUCCAGACAGCAUCAAUCCAGAUCUGCCCAUCGACGAACAAACCGAGUUGUUGCCUUACGACAAACGAUGGGAAUUCCCGCGCGAUCGCCUCAAGUUGGGCAAACAAUUGGGAGCGGGGGCCUUUGGUAGAGUGGUUAAAGGGGAAGCUGCCGGAAUUGACGGAAUGGAUACGGUGACAACGGUGGCCGUCAAAAUGGUCCGCUCUCAUGGCAACAUGAUUGGAUUAAAAGCCUUGAUGUCAGAAUUGAAAAUUAUGAUUCAUAUGGGUUCCCAUUUGAACGUGGUCAACGUCCUUGGAGCUUGCACGAAAAGCGUGACCAAAGGCGAAUUACUGGUGAUUGUCGAAUAUUGUCGCUACGGUAAUAUUCAGAAUUACCUGAUACGCAACCGAAGUAAUUUCAUCAAUCAAGUGGAUGCUAGGGGUUACAUCAAUCCAUCCAUCGGAGCAGAUCUGCUCGUCGACGCUGAAGCGCAGAGAGGCUACCAAGUGCCGCGGAGUCCAAUGCGAUCGCAAUCGGACAGCAAUGACUACAACAGCGGGUCACCAACUGUCGCCACUGAAAUGAGUUUCCUGUCAAUGUCGCCAACUGGAGGCAGACAAUCGGAUUUGGUUGAAGGAGUGGACAGCAACGGACACCCCACAUUGACUUCAAUUCCUUCCAACGCAUCCGGCAACCAUCCUUAUCCACCUUGGAGGUCGAAUUACCGUGGCGAUUACCGCGAUUUGCCGGAACAGCCUUUAUGCACUCGAGACCUCCUCUGCUGGGCUUUUCAAAUCGCCCGCGGUAUGGACUAUCUGGCCCGUCGAAAGAUUCUUCACGGUGACUUGGCAGCACGUAAUGUCCUCCUGGCUGACAAUAAUAUCGUGAAAAUAGCCGAUUUCGGUCUAGCGCGCGAAGUCUAUCGCUCUGGCAAUUACAAGAAAAAGGGAGAGGGACCCUUGCCAGUCAAGUGGAUGGCUAUUGAAUCGAUCGUCGAUCGGGUGUUUUCGACUCAGUCGGACGUGUGGUCAUUCGGCAUCGUCCUGUGGGAGCUUUUCUCACUUGGAAAAACUCCUUAUCCGGGAAUGGAAGCAGAUGAGCAAUUUUUCAUCCGGCUGCAGGAAGGCUAUCGGAUGGACAAGCCGAAAUAUUCGCCCAACAAGAUUCACCAGUUCAUGAAAGAUUGCUGGGAGCACGACCCCACCAAACGGCCGGAUUUCUUGACGCUGUCGGAAGCCCUGGGCGAGCAACUGGACGUUUCCGUUCGCCGUCACUACAUCGAUUUGAACGACGCCUAUGUCGAGUCCAACAAUGCCAAGCAGUCGCAAACCGAUUAUUUGAGCAUGAUGUGUCCGGUCAAUUACGUCAAUAUCGGCAGCGGAGCUUCACCCAUGCCGCUGAGACCGACUUAUGCCAAUAUCCCGUCUCAGGACAUUAUGGCGGAUGACAUUAGCGGGCUAUCGUCGGAUUAUUUGGCCAUGACUAGCAUCGGUUCGCCUGCACGAACGAUUCCAUCAGGCGAGGACUACCUUUUUAUGACCAACAACGCGCCAGUUUCGCCCAAAAGUGACAAUCAGUCGGAUUCCAGCAAUUACGAAUUCAAAUUCCCGGCCAAAUUGCGCAAGAUCAACGAAGAGUCACCCAACAGCGUAGAAAUGUACCCGAUGUUGAAUCGAUUGUCGCCUAGUCAUUCCAACCAUCAAACGAGUCCCCCCGUCAACAACGUCAACGGCUUCUCCAAUCCCAACUACCAGAACCCACCUGUGAUCAAGUGUUCCGACCUGGACGAUCUUCCGCUAUCCCCCAAGAAGCCACCACCCGCCACUUCGCAGGUCAUUGGCAAUCAAUUGUACAUGAACAUUAGCCAACAGCCACCGCCUACCCGGAAUGAGGACGAUGAACCGCAUUACGCCAACCCUAAAAACAACGCCAGGAUCGUUUGAUAUCUCUCUCUCUUGCGUAAUCUACGCAGCCGACAGCUUAUCGCUUUUUAUUUGUUCAAAUGUCUGUUGAACUUGUAAUUUUUUUAUUUGGCGUCGUUGUCGUCGUUGUCUCACGAUUCGUAUCACCUUGACUUGACGUAGUAAAAAAACACGGGACGUGUUCCCUUUUCACGCAAUGCAUUUCACUUUGUGGCCAAAGCCAAAAAACUAAAAAAAAACUAAUAAAAACCAUUUUUUACAUAUAUUAUAUCAUUGUAUUAUCGUUGCCAGCCAAUUGCCGAAACGUACCUUUGAUUCCUUGUCUCUUUUUUUUACAUCAUCCGUGUGUGCUUUGGUGUGCAAUACUUUCAUUAAAUUUCUAAUAUUUCGUAAUUAUGUGUAUUUUGCCCAAAAAAGUACUUUAAUUGACCAAAUGUCUUUUUUAAAAAUUACAUCCAAUGUAUUAUUUGAAAUUUCUAAAAUAAGCUUACGGUGUUAUUUACAUGAGAAAAUCCCACGUUUUAAUUAAUACACACACACACACACGUA